CGCGCCGUUCCCGGAAGUACGUCAUGAGGCAAGAUGGCCGCUCACAUGGGUGAUUCCGGCAGCGUGACUCCCCGGCGGUGAGACGAGUAGGCUGCUGUGUCGGGGUAUGUGAGCGAAGUCCCUGCGGCUCGUGUGCAGGUGUUUGGGGGCAAUAAACAGUAGGACUGUUACCUUGCUGAUACCUUGAGAAGAGAAGAUGACUUCAUACAAGCCUGUCUCCAUCCCUGCCUACCCUAAGCUUGGGGAGAAGAUCACUCAGGAUACGCUGUACUGGAAGCGUUACAAGACUCCGGUGCAAAUUAAAGAAUUUGGCGCUGUAACAAAAAUUGACUUUUCACCUGUACAGCCAUUCAACUAUGCAGUCACAGCGUCUACCAGGAUCAACAUCUAUGGCAAAUAUUCUCAGGAACCAAUAAAAACCUUUUCUCGCUUUAAAGAUACAGCAUAUUGUGGAACACACAGAGGCGAUGGGAAGCUGCUUGCUGCCGGCUGUGAAGACAGUGUAGUGCAGCUCUUUGAUAUCAGCGGAAAGGCUGCUUUGAGGCAAUUCAUUGGACAUAGCAAAGCGGUGCAUUUUGUGGAUUUCACUGCAGAUAAGUUUCGGAUUGUGUCAGGCUCAGAUGACUAUGCAUCCAAAAUCUGGGACAUUCCAAAUGGGACCGAAAUCUCUUCCUACAAAGAGCAUACGGACUACGUGCGCUGCGGCUGUACAAGCAAGCUCAGUGACGAUCUCUUUGUUACAGGCUCCUAUGAUCAUACUGUAAAGGUUUUUGAUGCUCGCACAGAACACAGCGUGAUGACCAUGGAGCAUGAACAUCCGGUGGAGAGUGUCCUCCUUUUCCCUUCAGGGGGGCUUCUUGUCUCUGCAGGUGGUAGAUAUGUGAAAAUUUGGGACCUACUGAAGGGAGGGCAGCUAUUGGUGUCCUUAAAAAAUCAUCACAAAACAGUAACUAGUCUGUGCCUUAGUAGCUCUGGUCAGAGGCUGCUGUCUGGAUCACUAGACAGGCAUGUGAAGAUCUACAGCACAAUGAACUACAAGGUUGUUCAUAGUUUUGACUAUGCUACCUCAAUCCUAAGCCUUGCAUUGGCUCCCGAUGAUGAGAUGAUUGUGGUUGGAAUGACCAAUAGUGUCUUAAGUGUGAAACACCGGAAGCCCGAGGAAAGGAAAUCAAAUGAACCUGUAGUAAAGAAGCAUCCAAGAUACCGAAUGUUUGUGAAAGGGAAGGACUAUAUGCCGAAACAGGAUGACUUUAUUGUCAGUAAACCAGUAAGACGGCACUUAAGGAAAUAUGACAAGCUGCUUAGAGGUUUCCAGGUGUCAGCUGCUCUUGAUGCUGUACUGGAGACUUCAAUUACAGCAUCAACCCCAGAAGUGACUGUGGCAGUGAUGAAUGAAAUAGAUCGAAGAGGAACCCUUAAAAAUGCCCUAGCGGGGAGAGAUGAGAAACAGCUCAGUGUGAUACUCAUCUUCCUCAUGAAGCACAUGGUGGAUCCUCGAUUUGCCCCAAUAUUAUUAAGUGUAGCAGAAAAAGUUAUAGACAUAUAUGCUUCUGUCAUAAACCAGUCGCCUGUAGUGGAUAAAUUAUUUCUGAGGCUCCAAGACACCCUGGAGAAAGAGAUCAGUUACCAGGAAGAACUCCUAGAAGUUUUGGGGAUGAUGGACACUCUCUUUGCCACUAUGGCCAGCAAAAAAAACAGUGUCUCCAGAGAGACCAAACCAACGAGUAUUCCAGAAGAAAAGAACUUGACGGCUUUAAAAUCUCCCUUGUGAUCCAGCCGUUACCAGUGGACGUAUAUUUUUUUUAUACCACUUUUUAAUAUAUUUUAUAUGGGAUGGAUUGACUCAAAGCAGGGGUUUUAAUCCCAUCUAGCCAGUUUCAUAAUUCUGAGGGUCGAGCAGUCGCUGCCUUUUAAAGAACGUGUUGGAGGCGACUUUUAUUUUUACAUGAACUAUAUUUGUCAGUUGAAUACAGGUAAAGGUCCUUGCCCACCAUACAGUUCCCUGUCUGUUUUUGUCUUGUCUUGUUUUUGCAGAAUUGGCAGAGCAUGGUUCCAUCAUCUGUAUGACUGGUAGCUUGGCACUGCCACAUGAGUUGCUUUUCCUUGUUUGGAUAUAAUAUACAUUACAGCAUACUGGGACACAAUAAAAUGACAUACCCUUUCCCAGGUUAAUCCAUAAAUAAAUCUUUGUGGGUAGGACAAAGGACAUUUCCAGGCUAGAAGUCUGAAUGCUGCAAACAUGAAUAACGAAUAAUUUUUGGAGCGGUAAACAUCCAAAGUUCUACGUUUAAGGAUUGGUUACUGUGUGAUGCUGAAGGGAUGUAUAAUAUUACAUA
Hyla sarda is the source of this 2336-nucleotide messenger RNA. It is a transcript of the gene UTP15, whose product is annotated as UTP15 small subunit processome component. The transcript has 13 exons. Bases 197 to 1771 code for a protein of 524 amino acids. Gene Ontology annotation, biological process: positive regulation of transcription by RNA polymerase I; rRNA processing. The record is from RefSeq and is a predicted model, not a curated record. Gene Ontology annotation, cellular component: nucleolus. NCBI's taxonomy places the organism in Eukaryota, Metazoa, Chordata, Amphibia, Anura, Hylidae. Gene Ontology annotation, molecular function: protein binding.